Chelmon rostratus (copperband butterflyfish) is the source of this 3842-nucleotide messenger RNA. RefSeq lists its product as uncharacterized. Bases 870 to 2600 code for a protein of 576 amino acids. The transcript is spliced from 9 exons. Gene Ontology annotation, biological process: centrosome cycle; establishment or maintenance of cell polarity; regulation of cellular localization. Gene Ontology annotation, molecular function: protein kinase C binding. NCBI's taxonomy places the organism in Eukaryota, Metazoa, Chordata, Actinopteri, Chaetodontiformes, Chaetodontidae. The record is from RefSeq and is a predicted model, not a curated record. Gene Ontology annotation, cellular component: cell cortex; apical plasma membrane; nucleus.
CCUUCCUCUGGAUCUCCCACACGUUGAUGAAGUUCUUGCCCAGCUGGGCGGACAGAAGGUACUGCCCGCCGAGGACGGUCAGGGCCCGGGCGGAGCUGUUCCCCCCUCGGUAUGAGAGCAGGCUGGAGCCGCUGUGCAGGUCGAACACGGUGCUGUUCCACAGCUGAGAGCCGGAGUCGCUGCUCACGAUCACCUCCAGAGGAGCCGCCAUGUUGUCUUCACCACAACACACUGCACACGCGGGAAACCGGCGGCCUGUCGGAAGUACGUCAUUGCAUUUGGUGUUUCAGAGGAGAAUCACCCUUCAUGAAGUGUUUCCUCUGUGAUGAUCCUCUCCUGGACUUGCUGCUGUGUCACCUAACCCCACUCAUCUCAGCAGAUGAACUCCAAUUGCAAACCAACGUGGGCGGGCUGAUGGGCUGAUGGGCUGAUCUCCACAUGCUCCACACCCACACACUUGACGCACACCUGGGCCCGCGUCACACCUGGUGAUGACCAGGUGAGCCUGCAGGAGGAGCUGAGGAGGAGCAGCUUCCUGUCUCUGCGUCUGGGGGUCCAACCGAACAGCAGAAUGCUCCAACACAGGCUGACCAACCAGAGGACAGACCUGGAUGGUAGCCUAUCAGAAAGCAGAGAUCACAAUGACACAGGCAGGUGUCCAGGACAGGGGGCAGGCCUUCACUGUACCUUGCUGUCUCACACCUGAUUUAAAUGUCUGUAAACAUCUGAGUUUCUUCAUAGUUUACCUUCGUAGAGAUACCCAGCUCACGUAACACUGACUGGAGUUAGUUUGGACCUUUGUUCAUACUGUCGGCUUCUUUGUGUCAGCUCGGUCGCCGCGGCAGCAGCAGUUUGAGGACGGAGCUUGUAUGAAGCGCCGCUGCGUUCCUCUGAGAGCCGACCACAACCUGCUGACCCCCGACACGCAUGGCCUGUCGGGGGUCAGGCUGCAUCCUGUUGUCCAGGUGAGGUCGGAGGUCGCGGCCUCUUUAUCAGGACGCCGGAAUGACUUAUGCCGCAGCGAAUUGGCCGCCGGGUCAAUGAAGCGGCACCCCCCCGCGACGGCUGCAAUUCGUUUUCUGAGAUUUGAGGAUGAGACAGAGAAAGAGGCCGAGACUCGCUACCUGGAGCGACAGAGGAGAUGGGUGGGGCAAAGAGGGACAGGUGUCCUGGUUUCCAAACCAGACCUCAACCUGUAUGUCAAUGGCAGGCUGGGGCCGCAGGGGGGGGCACAUGUUGUUGACAGACAGCAUAGAGAACAAACACUGGUGGAGAACCUGAACCUCCAUCUGCAGUCACCUGUACCUGAAGACCGGGGACGAAGUCUGUACAGGCCUCUCCUCAACAUGCGGACUGAGCCAAUCAGAGAGACCUACAUUGGCUCUGUCACACCUGGUGAGACCAGUGGAGAACGGCGUGUUGGCAACAGCCAGGUGAGGAGAAAGACAAAUCAGAUGGAAUUUAAUGGAAAUCAGGUGACCCUCUCUCAGGCCACGCCCACCACAGACCUGCCAAUCAACCCCUAUGCCCCCAACCAGCUGACCACUCCCACUCAGCCCUCAUAUUUAAGCUCACCGAUCUCCAAAUGCCCCUCCUCCUCGUCUCCGCCAACAGUGAUGUCACAGAGUAUCCGUGUGAAUGGCACAAAGGCAGGGAAGAAUCUGAACCAGGACCCGGAGGAGCCCGGGAGACAUGCUGCAGCCAAGCCCCACAGAGAGCUCCGACCUGCUGCAGAGCUGAAGGAGAUGACUCCCUGUGUGGAGGAGCAAGGUCUGCAUCUUAGGAUGAAGAACUCCUCCUGGAUCUCAGAGGCAACAGCUGACAGCCGAGCCCCGCCCACCUCAGACAGCAGCAGUGAUGGACAGGUCAGACAGCAAAUGAGAGCGGAACUUCACAGUGAUGACACCUCCCUUCCUGAACACUUCAUAAGAAGAGAUGAAUCCUCUCGUCUUUCCCUGCGACGCCUUUUCUCCACCGUCACACUGAGCAGGGCUCGAAGCGGCAGCCUCGACCGCUUCAGCUCACGGCUCCGCCCCUCAGCUCAUGAUCCCACCCCCUCUUGUCCCAGGACGUCCUCCAGCCUGCUGAAGAAAACCCUGUCCGUUCAGUCGCUCAGUGGGGGGUCGCCCUUCUUGCAGUUGAGAAAGUCGUCAUCAGUUCAGAAUUUUGGGUCAGACCAGAAGAGGAAGAAGGAUCGUUCAGCGGACUACAGACCAGCUGCUGAACAGCUCUUGCAACGCUGUCUCAGUCUUGAGGACGUAGGUCGUCCCUGUUCAGUCCGUUCUGUUGGUCGAGUUCUUCAGGUUUGUUCUGAUGGAACCUUUCUGUUGGAAGUCAGUCGACCAAAGAGCCGAAUGUUUGGAUUCAUAAUCAGCAGAGGGAGAGGACGACCUGACUCUGGUGUAUACGUGGAGGACAUGGUGGACAGCAGCACUGAGAAGUUGUACGCCGGCCUGCUGACAGUUGGAGAUGAGAUCCUAGAGGUGAAUGGGGAGAAGGUGGCCUGUCUCAGUCUUGACCAGGUGACCCACCUUCUGACCCAAAACCCCUCUGCCACCGUCCGGGUGCUCCGACACUGGAGGACAUCCCCACACAACUGACCACAACUCUGACUGUUCGUAACUAAAACCACCAUCCUGAGAGUACCUGACCCUCGCUUCAUAAUCAAACUACACCUUCUGGCACCUGGUCCAACCAGAACUGAUUGUCCUGAACAGAAAAAAUUACUUUACUGCAACCUGUUUACAUUGUGAAACAGCAACUGCUGAGCUGCUUCCUGCUCUGAGCGUAGCACAAACUGACUGAUACUACAACCCAUAAACAUCUGGUCCAAUGAGGACACAUGUAUCAUUCCAACCCACUUUAGAUGAAACCAAGGCAACCAAACUUCUGUAUGACCAAAGCCUCGACAGCUGCGUUCCCAUUACGUCCCUUCAGUUGCUGUCAUGCCAAAGCUAGGUAGCUAAUUUUUUGUCUCAUUUAUAGUUUGAUAAACAGCAAAUUCCUGAAAUUUUAUUUCCCCAUGUUGCUAUUUUCUAAGCUACUGUAGCUGCCAUAUUUCAUUGGACUCGUGAGUGGAAUCUCCAUGGGAAUACAGUAAUCCAGGUUUUCUUCAUUUGGAAUGGAGGUAAAGUAGUAGUAGUAGUAGUAGUAGUAGUAGUACCACCUAGAAUAGACACAACAAGGACCUCCACAGGACCCACCUCAGUUACCAUCUAGUGAAGUCACUGCUGAUAUUUAUUAGAGCUGCAGAGGUGCUACACAUCUGGUAUUCAGUCAUUUGCGUCUUUUCUCUUGUAAAACUUGUGAUGAAGCAGAAAAAAGCAGAUUGUUUUAAAUGCAGGAUGUGCUCAGUUCUGCCUCUAGUGGCAGAAAAACAUCAAGUUAGUAACCGCAGUGUCGGCGUUUUCUGCUCUCAAGACUCAGGAGGGCAGUUAUGAGCUCAUUACAACAAUGUUCAGGACUUAAACACCAGAGAUUUUAUGUAUCUGAAUAACAGCAGACGAUCAGAAGGUUAAUCUGCUGAUGAAAAACAUUUUCUGUUGUCUUCUUGUACUUUUCUUCACCUUCAGGGCUGCUGCAGGAUCCACAACAAUAUGUAAAGUUGACUGCCAUUAUUAUCAUGCUAACAGUGUUGUGAUGGGUCAUUUGGUGUUUCCUAUAAACAUUUAAAGAAUUUAAAGAAACCUCUGCAGUUUUCUGUCACAUGCAUUUUCAUGUUUGUUUAUAUUUUCAGACAAAUUAAAGAAAUUAUUAACUGUAGCUUCAUAACUCCUGUUGAAUUGUUCCGAGGUGGGGAGGAAGGGACAAAAUAUAAAUAUUCUGUUUUGUUAAAUAACUGU